AUGAUCCCUCGACUUAUUGCCGGCUUGACUGCUCUCAUUGUGCUGCCUGUGACGGCUAACCCGGUUUUGUCACGUCGAGGAACAGUUGCAUCCGACCAACUUCUCGGAUUUCCCCAGACAGUUCCAGCUGGUGCCACUGGCGACCUCUACCUGGCCUACCAGCCAGAUCUAUAUGUUGUCAAUGGUUGCGUGCCUUUCCCGGCCGUCGAUGCAAACGGGAACACCAAUGCCGGUCUCAAACCAACUGGAGAUCCAAGUGGUGGAUGCAAUAAAAGCACGGGGCAAAUAUACGUGAGAGGCGGUUCUUCAGGCGACCGCUAUGCCCUGAUGUAUUCCUGGUAUUUCCCCAAGGAUUCGCCUUCGACUGAUCUUGGCCAUCGCCACGAUUGGGAAGGGGUUAUUAUCUGGCUUUCCGACGCCACAAGUACCGCUGCCUCAAACAUCCUGGCUGUUUGCCCAUCAGCACAUGGUGGCUGGGACUGCAGUACAGAUGGGUAUACUCUUGAUGGCACUGCAUCUCUGAUCAAGUACCAGUCCGUUUGGCCUGUGAAUCAUGCUUGCGGCCUAACAACCACCAUUGGCGGUACACAGCCGUUGGUUGCCUGGGAGUCAAUGUCCAGUAAGUUGCCCACUAAGACCCCCAAGGCCUGGAAGGUAGAAAAGUCUAACCCCAAACACUCAGCUGUCGUGCAAAAUGCCUUGGAUACAACGGACUUUGGAUCAGGGAAUGUUCCUUUCAAUGAGGGCAAUUUUGCCAACAACCUAGCAAAGGCAACAUUCUAA
Molecule: messenger RNA, 783 nt
Organism: Penicillium concentricum
Lineage: Eukaryota; Fungi; Ascomycota; Eurotiomycetes; Eurotiales; Aspergillaceae
Product: NPP1 family protein
Exons: 3
Coding region: 1-783 (260 amino acids)
Source: RefSeq, a predicted model, not a curated record